Molecule: messenger RNA, 828 nt
Organism: Moneuplotes crassus
Lineage: Eukaryota; Ciliophora; Spirotrichea; Euplotida; Euplotidae
Source: the annotation of a GenBank genome assembly
CCCAAUAUGGACAUCCAAAAGUCACCUAAAGAUUCUAAAUCUCUUCUGCAUGAAGAGGACCACGCACUUAUAAAAAUAGAUAAAGACAUCGCAUCAAAUGAACAAAGUGUUAACACAAAAAUUAUCGAAACUUAUUUUCAUAAAUGAAUAGAGUCUGUUGAAGAGAAACCUUUAAUAUAUAAUCUCUAUUUCACUUGAGGUGCAAAUUCAAAUCCGAGCAAGCUAAAAUAUCUGCAUAAAAUAAAUAUUACGGCUAAAAACCUAAAAAUCUAUGCUUUUGGAAUUAAAGGAAGGAAUUUUCUUUUUAAAAGAUUUCUGGAAAACCUCAAGUGAACCUUGAUAGGUAAUAUAUUCCUUGGCAUUCAGAGAGAAGUCAAAGGUAAUUUGAAAUUCUACAUCAGGAAUAUCUGAAGCAUAUUAAGCACUAAAGCUAUGAACUUCACCAUAGCAGGUUUCAAGAUAAAUCAUCCAACUUUCUGAAGGAUAGUGGGGUCUUGAUACAGUGUAAGAGAACUUCAGUUCAUUAAUUGCCAGAUUGAAGCUAAAGAUCUCAGUCCAUUGGCAAGUACAAAUCUAUCAAUUGAAAAUCUUAUGUUCAUCAAAACAGAUAUUGAUCAGGAAGAAGAGGAUGAUGAGGACUGUCAUGGCUUCAUUGAGAGGAUUGCUUCUCCAGAACUCAAGUUAGACAUCGGAGAAGUUUGAUUUUCAAAAACAAAAUCUGUGUUUUCUUUCUGUAAACCACCAACAAAAGAGGAAUAUUCCAUUGGUGAAGUGAAUAUUCUAAUUUACUAACCCCUUCCUGACCUCUAAAUUCUUUCCCACCCUUCU